UUGUUGGAUGUGUUGAAUAUUCCAGAGUCAUGAAUUAUUUGGAAAAACUCUCAAUCAUAGACAGAACUGCUAUACUUUAUUUAUGUUUCCUCUUUGCUUUGCAUAUGACUGUUUGCCAGUGUUUUAUGGAUAUUUUUUUUCGUUUUUUUUUUUAAUACCGAACAGCAAAUGAACCCAUUGGACGGGCUCUCUGUAUCGGCGAUGGUAUUACCCAGAGCCAGUGGCAACCCGUGGAUAAUUGCGGCCCAUUUAGAAAUGUCACAGAUAUACUCACCGAAAUUGCACAGGUAAUCGUAAGUGAAGAAAAUGCAGACGAAGUGAGCCAGCAAGUAUCAUCUGUUACUUCCAACAUCGAAGAUAUCACAUCAGAUGACGUCACGUUUGUGGCAGAGAUAACAUCAAACAUUGUGCAGCAAAAUCUUACAAGUGAAGAGGUAACAGAGUCCAUUGCCAAUAUUGCGAGCAAUAUAGCUGAGGUAGAAGCAGAGGUACUUGAAGCCGCUGAGGAAGAAGGUGGGGCAAUAAGUAAAUUUGUCCAGGCUUUUGAGGAACAAAUCAGUCGUGUUGAGGUUACCGAUGGUGGGAUGCUCAACAUUCAGCAGCCAAAUAUAGCCGUGCAGGUCCAGAGUGUACCUGCUGAUGACGUAAGCCGUGGUCUUGUGCUUUCACUAGCUGGAUCGACUCUUUCAGACCUGACCAAGUCCAAUAUUACUAUCAAUGCUCCGACCAAAGCUGACCGUGGUGAUGUCAUUGCUACCAGACCAGACAUCAUCGCUCAAGUCAGCAUUCCACCUUCAGUUUCAUCCGUCAUUUCGUCCACGGCCCCACUCUCAGGAUCGCCGUCGAAUGGAAGUGGUGAAUACGUCCGGGUCAACUUCAAUGUAUUUUCAACUCCAGCCCUGUUCAUUUCUAAAUCAUUGCGCACAAUCAGUGUAGAUAAUGAAGGCUUCAAUCGAUCGGCUAACUCGCCCGUGAUUUCUCUCAGUAUUGGUCAAGGGAAGGUAGCAGCCUUGACCGAAUUCAUAAACUUCACCUUCACUACAAUAAAGUCUGGAUACGUGAAUCCCAAGUGUUCAUUCUGGGAUGAGGAGGAGGAAGAUUGGUCCGAGGAUGGAUGUGUUCUUGUUUCUGGAUUUGCAUCAUCUGAUGAGCGCUAUGACGAAGAGGGCGUUCGCUGUGCGUGUGAUCACCUUACCAACUUCGCUGUUAUAAUGGAUAUCCAUAGACAGGAGCCAUCAAUCAAAGCAUACAACAUUCUGACUUACAUCGGAUGCUCUAUUUCUAUCUUCAGUCUUCUUGUCACAUUGGCAACCUACCUGUGGAACAGGGAUUUGAGGACCAAACAGACUAACCAGAUCUUCAUCUGUCUGUGCCUGACCUUGCUGUGUCUCUACACGACAUUUGUCAUCAUGAUCUCUCUGGAUUCUCGUGAGGUCCAAGCUGGACCCUGCGGGUUCCUGACGGCCCUAGUUCAAUACUUCGUGUUGUCCUCCAUUGCAUGGAUGGGUGUGGAAGGGUACAACACCUACCUCAUCAUUGUGAAGAUCUUUAACACCUACAUCCAGAAUUUCAUGAUCAAGGCUUUCUUAGCUGCAUGGGGAAUUCCUGCUUUCAUCGUGGUUCUUACCGGAGCUAUUGCUAGAGACUCUUAUGCUCAUGAUGAUCUAUGCUUUCUACAAUUCUGGGCUCAAAUCGGUGGUCUCCUGAUUCCCAUGUCCAUCAUUCUCCUCAUCAACAUUGUCAUCUUCAUCCUGGUGGUUCGACAAUUGAUCCGGUCAGCCAACAUCGCUGGCCGGGUGAAAAGGGAGGCUAAGGAAGAACGCCGAGAGACUAUCGUACGCGUCCAGAACGCGAUCUGCAUCUUGCUUCUGCUCGGUCUGACCUGGGUCACCGGAUAUCUUCUUCUGAUCCCGUCAUUCAGUCAGGUGGCUCAGCCAAUCUUUGUCGUCCUUAACUCCUUCCAAGGAUUUUUCAUCUUUCUACUGUACUGCGUCCGGAAGCCUCACAUCCGUAAGAAAUGGGGGCUAACUUGUUUCGACAAGUUCCUAAAGAGAGAAGCAAGCACUUCCAGCGGUGUGGUUAGCUCGACGGCGCUAUCCUCGACAGCUGGCAUGAUAAGCAAAUUGCGCCCAGGAGCCAGGGGUAGUUACAUGUUGACUACCAAAGACGACAAUCCAGACCCUAUGUAUACCUUCAAUCCAACAUUUGAUGUUAGCCAAGUUGAAGAAGGAGUCACACCACCUAUGAACAGAUAUAUCCAAAGUUCCACCGAGGAACAGAACAAGGACACGGAUCGUGAUGCAACAAGCACUGAUGUCGUGACGGUAAGUCUCCCUCUUGAUGCAUCUGUCACAAAAUCCACUAAGAGAGGCGAUGACGUUUCCUCAUACAUGAAUGCUGACACCCUCAGUGUUACUCUAGAUUCAACUGAUGUCAAGAAGGCUACUGAGGGCACCGAUGAUGUUGCUACCACCAACAAUGAUGCUGUCGUCGGUCUUCCUGAUGAUGCUGCAGAUGGCACCAUUCACAAUGAGAGGAUUGAUGAUGAUGCUUCUGCAACAAGUGAUGCUGCUGUCAACUUUCCUAUUGAUUCAACGGACUUCAGCAAAGAAAUUUAGAGCAAAGGCAUAGAUGCCAGUGGUACAACUGAUUUUGCAAACGGCCACGGGCACAGUAGAGGUUUUGACUAUAGCGAUGCAUUUAUUCCUACUGACUAAAAAAAUAGCUUAUUCAUGUAAAUCGCAAGAAAGUCUCAUGUAGAUAGAAUGAUCUUAUAUUGGCAUACUAGGCAGAGGUGGGCUGGGCUGGGCGUCAGCUGAACCUUCCCCGACCAUUUUGCGCUUACCGAUAUUCCGUCACCACAUAUUCAGGAACUAUCUGUUCAAUUUGUUAUAUGUUAUCAUCUUUAUUUUAGUUUAAUGACGAAAUUAUAUAUCUACGUUAAUAUAUGGUAGCUUUAAUAUCAAAGUACUCGUGAUAUAAUAUGUUUUGCUGUAUAAAUGAUACUUUGUGGUGUAUUCCAUAGAAAGAAGGUUUUUUAUUUGUUGAAAAGUAUAUAAUAAGAUGGUGAUGGUGCGAUGAUUUUUGUUCAAUUCUUUUUAGUAAUUUUUAGUCAUGACAUGUUAAAUGUAUAUAUAGUGCAACAAAUUGAAGUUACCAAAUUGCUGUACUUUUUUAUGUUCAUGUAAAGGUUGACAAAACUGUUUCCAUGAAUUGGGUCACUGGCUGAGAACGCCAAUGCCUUAACCAAUAAAUCACAGACACAUGCCAGUGGCUUUGGCAACACACAGAUUCAAUUGACAGACAAAUUGACUAAUCUCCUUCAUUUAUUAAUUUCUUCGUUGAGGGCAGGCUAGUUUUGAAAAAAAUAAAAAGCCGUGUGACUUAGCUCGAUCAAAGCGAAUGUUUUCAGAUACACGUUUAAUUUAGAAUAAUUGGAAACAGACGUAAGGAAAUAACAUAUACAACCGCUUUGGCAAAUCAUUUUGAAAAAUACAUACUCUGGAAUAUGUAAAUAUAUGUUUGUAUAUUGUUGUAUAUAUAAAUACAUCGAAUUCAUUGAAUCGAGGCCUAAGAUUCAGUUUUACAAUUAACAGAUUUAAAUCGAUGUACAUAAAAAGUAUUUUUCAAAGAAUGAUAUCCAUGGCUGAGUAGAUACUUGUCUAUCCCUUUGUUCUUUAACUUUUAUUUCAUUCUUUCUUAUUUUUCGCUACUUUACAUCCUUUCUGCAAAACCUUAUAUAUAUGUUGUGUAUUUACGUUGGUGUGCUUGUAUUAUGCAAGUCUUUUACAUUUUAUUAAUUAUGUUCAUUUUUUUGUUCGUGUUUGUUAAAGGUU
Strongylocentrotus purpuratus (purple sea urchin) is the source of this 3836-nucleotide messenger RNA. RefSeq names its product adhesion G-protein coupled receptor G2-like. Gene Ontology annotation, biological process: G protein-coupled receptor signaling pathway; cell surface receptor signaling pathway. The transcript is spliced from 10 exons. NCBI's taxonomy places the organism in Eukaryota, Metazoa, Echinodermata, Echinoidea, Camarodonta, Strongylocentrotidae. The record is from RefSeq and is a predicted model, not a curated record. Gene Ontology annotation, molecular function: G protein-coupled receptor activity. Gene Ontology annotation, cellular component: membrane. The coding region runs from base 585 to 2618 and encodes 677 amino acids.